Messenger RNA from Momordica charantia (bitter melon), 3233 nucleotides. RefSeq names its product polyribonucleotide nucleotidyltransferase. The record is from RefSeq and is a predicted model, not a curated record. Gene Ontology annotation, molecular function: polyribonucleotide nucleotidyltransferase activity; RNA binding; 3'-5'-RNA exonuclease activity. Lineage: Eukaryota; Viridiplantae; Streptophyta; Magnoliopsida; Cucurbitales; Cucurbitaceae. Gene Ontology annotation, biological process: mitochondrial mRNA catabolic process; mitochondrial RNA 3'-end processing. Gene Ontology annotation, cellular component: chloroplast stroma; mitochondrion; cytosol.
CUCGGUGAGCUGACUCAGUCCGGUGGCGCCAAAAAGUCUUAAACCCUAAACCCUCUGAGCUCUCUCUCUCGCUCACAGUUGCCAUGGCGUCCAUGGCUUCCAAAGCGAAUCCACUUUUUUCUACCAUUCCCCACUUCCUAACAUGGAGGAGCCUCGGUUUCCGUACCAUUUGUUGUGGUCGCAUGGGCUUUGCCUCUCAGUCCCAGCAGCAGCUCGAUCCCGACACAACCCUGGCGUCCCGGACCAAGGUUCUUGAAACUUUCACAGAAGAAUUCGAGAUUGGAUCGCGCUUAAUCACGUUGGAGACUGGGAAGAUCGCUCGCUUCGCUAAUGGCGCGGCGGUCUUGGGCAUGGAAGACACCAAGGUCUUAUCUACCGUCGCCUCUUCUAAGGGGGACUCUGUUCGGGACUUUUUACCUCUCACGGUGGAUUAUCAAGAGAAGCAAUUUGCCCAAGGUGUUAUUCCAAAUACAUUCAUGCGGAGGGAGGGGGCUCCUAAAGAGCGUGAACUUUUAUGUGGCCGCAUUAUAGAUCGUCCCAUUAGGCCAUUAUUUCCUGCUGGAUUUUACCAUGAGGUCCAGGUAAUGGCCAGCGUUCUUUCUUCCGAUGGUAAACAAGAUCCAGAUGUUAUGGCAGCUAAUGCAACAUCCGCUGCUCUUAUGUUAUCAGAUAUUCCCUGGGGUGGCCCCAUUGGAGUGAUACGUAUAGGAAGGAUUAAUGGGCAGUUUGUUGUCAACCCGACAAUGAAUGAGCUUAACUUGAGUGAUCUCAACUUAGUAUAUGCAUGUACAAGGGAGAAAACUUUGAUGAUUGAUGUCCAAGCGCGUGAAAUCACAGAAAAAGAUCUUGAAGCUGGAUUGAGGUUGGCACAUCCUGAAGCUGUUAAGUUUCUUGAACCUCAAGUCAGACUGGCUGCUAAAGCUGGAAAACUGAAGAAGGAAUACAAGUUGUCCAUGGUGUCAGAUAGUACAAUGGAAAAAGUUACUAAGUUGGCCGAAGCCCCUAUUGAAGCUGUUUUCACUGAUCCCUCAUAUGGCAAGUUUGAACGUGGAGAGGCCCUAGAAAAUAUCACUCAAGAUGUAAAGAGAACAUUUGAAGAAGAAUGCGAUGAAGAAGGCCUGAAGGUUUUGCCAAAAGCAGUAGACUAUGUGAGGAAAAAGGUUGUCCGAAGAAGGAUCAUUUCAGAAGGACUUAGAGUUGAUGGUAGACGUCUUGAUGAAGUUAGGCCAUUGUAUUGUGAGUCCAGUUAUUUACCUGUACUUCAUGGCUCCUCAAUUUUUUCUCGAGGAGAUACACAGGUUCUAUGUACUGUAACUCUUGGAGCACCUGGAGAUGCUCAACGCUUGGAAUCCCUCGUUGGUCCACCAACAAAACGUUUUAUGCUUCACUAUAGCUUUCCCCCAUUUUCGAUAAAUGAAGUGGGAAAGCGAGGUGGUUUAAAUAGGCGUGAAGUUGGCCAUGGAACUCUUGCUGAGAAAGCUUUGCUUGCCGUGUUACCUCCUGAAAAUGAAUUUCCAUAUACUGUCCGCAUAACCUCAGAAGUCAUGGCCUCGGAUGGUUCAACAUCAAUGGCAACUGUUUGUGGAGGUAGCAUGGCAUUGAUGGAUGCUGGUAUUCCAUUAAAUCAACAUGUAGCUGGUGUUUCAGUGGGUCUUGUUAGUGAAACUGAUCCAUCAACUGGUGCAAUUAAAGAUUACCGUAUUUUGACUGAUAUAUUGGGACUUGAAGAUCAUCUGGGGGAUAUGGACUUCAAAAUCGCUGGUACGCGAGAAGGAAUUACAGCAAUUCAAUUGGACAUAAAACCUGCUGGAAUUCCAUUGGACAUAAUAUGUGAGUCGUUAGAGCCUGCACGUAAAGGUCGUCUGCAAAUACUUGAGCACAUGGAGCGUGAAAUUAAUGCACCGCGUAUUAAAGAUGAUAAAAACUCUCCUAGAUUAGCUACCUUAAAGUACACUAAUGAUGCUCUUCGUCGACUAAUUGGACCUCUUGGUGCUUUGAAGAAAAAAAUUGAGGAGGAAACAGGUGCACGCAUAUCAGUAGGCGAUGGAACUCUUACCAUACUGGCUAAAAAUCAAUCUGUGAUGGAAAAAGUACAAGAAAAGGUUGAUUUCACACUUGGUCGUGAGAUUGAAAUUGGAGGGGUUUAUAAAGGCGUUGUAGCCUCAGUAAAAGAGUAUGGUGCAUUUGUUGAGUUUAAUGGUGGACAGCAAGGCCUUCUCCACAUCUCAGAGUUGUCACAUGAUCCGGUCUCCCGGGUUUCAGAUGUUGUAUCUGUUGGUCAGAAGAUUUCUUUGAUGUGCAUAGGUCAAGAUGUUCGUGGUAACAUCAAAUUAUCCCUUAAAGCAACUUUGCCAGGGCCAAAAGCCGAAGGUCGGAAUGGAAAUUUGUUUCCUCCUGUCAGUGAAGUAUCUAAGAUGCGGCAUGAAACUCUGAAUGCAAAUACUUCUCCAGUGGACAAAGGUGUAGGUAGUGAGGUGAAUCCUACCUCGUCAAUUCCAUCAAUCCUUAUCCGAAGUGCUGAAGAUUGUGACGAGGAGGAAAAGAGAUCUGCUGGUUUGAACCUUAAACUUAAGAAUACUCGAAAACUCAAUGCCAUGUCGAAAUCCUUCACUCAGAAUGAUGUAAAUAUGAACGAAGUUGAAAGCCUCCCCAUAACUGCCAGAAAUCUGAAACUUGGAAUGAAAGUCAGAGCAAAGGUUUACCAGGUUCGAGUUGGUGGUUUAGUACUUGAUUUAGGCGAAGGACUUCGUGGGAUGUAUCGAUUCGAGGGAGACAACAGGAGCAAUUUCGAGGUUGGAGAUGAGUUACACGUUCAGUGUUCGAGCUUUACGGUUAAGGGGAUUCCUGUAAUGUCUUUGGUCGAAAACGAGUAGUUUGCGACAUCACACAUCAGGUUUUAACUAUUGAGAAAUAAGAAGUGAACYGGUUCUGUUGAGGAUUUUGAGAGCCUCAUGAGAUGUUACAAUUCUCGGCAAAAGCUAUUUUGUGCUUUGAUAUUUAGCAGGAACAGAGCUUUGUUUCAAGCAUAGAGAUCAAACCGAUGUUCGAGUGGAGAUGUUCGACUCGUAAAAGUUGAUUUGAACUUCGAAACUACCUUUUUGCAUCUUCCAGUUGUGAGUUGAAAAUUUAUUGCCAAGUUGAUGUAAUCUUUCUUUGUUAGUUUUUGAAACUAGUAAUUUGUCUGUAAGUUAAUUUUGAGGAAACAAUGUUACUAAAAGAAUGUGUUUAAAUCA